Molecule: messenger RNA, 1251 nt
Organism: Volvox carteri f. nagariensis
Lineage: Eukaryota; Viridiplantae; Chlorophyta; Chlorophyceae; Chlamydomonadales; Volvocaceae
Exons: 5
Biological process (GO): sphingolipid catabolic process; carboxylic acid metabolic process
Cellular component (GO): endoplasmic reticulum
Molecular function (GO): pyridoxal phosphate binding; sphinganine-1-phosphate aldolase activity
Source: RefSeq, a predicted model, not a curated record
AGCGGAGCCGUGUACAUGCCGGCAGAAGGCGAGCACCGCACCCUGUUGGAUGACGCUUACAGGUUGUUCAGUCUCGCCAACCCUCUGCACGCCGACGCCUUUCCAAGCGUCCGCCAAAUGGAAGCUGAGGUGGUGGCAAUCACGGCCGACCUGUUGGGGGGCGGGCCGAACGGAUCUAACCCCAAGGUGUGCGGCGCCAUGACCUCUGGCGGCACGGAGAGCAUUCUAUCCGCCGUGAAGGCCAGCCGGGAUUACAUGGCGGAGCAGAAGGGGAUCAGGGAUCCAGAAAUGAUCAUUGGCGUUUCGGCACAUGCAGCGUACUGGAAGGCCGCAGAGUACUUCAAAAUCAAGCUGCACGUGGUGCCGGUGCGCCAUGACUUUCGCCUUUCCGCUGCCACCGUCCGCCGCUACAUGAACCGCAACACUGCCAUCCUAGUGGCCUCCGCGCCGGGCUUUCCACAUGGCCUGGUGGACGAUGUUAAGGGGAUUGCCAAGCUCGCCGCGCGUGCGGGCAUCUGCUGCCAUGUGGACGCUUGCCUGGGCGGCUACUGCUUGCCCUUCGUCCGACGUCUGGGAGGCCGAGUGCCUCCAUUUGACUUCAGUGUGCCGGGCGUAACCUCCAUGUCGGUGGACACACACAAAUUUGGGCAGGCACACAAGGGCACCAGCGUCGUGCUCUACUGCAGCCCCGAGCUGCGUGCGCACCAGUACACACGCAUUACCGACUGGACCGGCGGCCUAUACAUCUCCCCAGGCCUGGCCGGCAGCCGCCCAGGUGCGCUCAUCGCCACCGCUUGGGCAUCGCUGGUGCACCUGGGCGAAGAGGGCCUUAUGGAGGCCACCCGCCGCAUCAUGGCUGCACGCGAUACUCUCAUUGCCGGCAUCGGCUCGCAAGUUCCCCAGCUGGAAGUCAUUGGUGAGCCGGAGAUGGGUGUAGUGGCGUUCCGCAGUCGCGUCAUCAAUAUUUACGUGCUGAACGAUUGGCUGGCAGCACGCGGCUGGCACCUAAAUGCGCUACAGGCGCCGCCGGCGCUGCAUUUCUGCUUCACGGCCAUGAACGCUGCGGCGGCGCCAGCGCUGGUGUCGGCGCUGAAGCAGGGCGUGAACGAGCAGCUAGCGAAUCCGCGGGCUGCAGCGGACGCAGCACGGCACGGGUCGGCACCUUUGUACGGCAUGGCGAACGUGACGCCGGAUCGAGGAAUGGUGGCGGAUUUCUUGGUGGCUUACCAGGACGUCAUGCUGAUGCCGUGA